AGCUUUGAAAAAUGGAGCCAGUCUUCAAGGAACCAUCACCGAAAAAAAAACGAGUCGAAAAUCCACCAGAAAAUGCUCCAGAUGCCCCAAAAAAGCCACAACUCAAGCAUGAAUCAGAAUUUUUGCGUUCAAUCCCGUCUUCUUCCCAAUACGAGAAAUCAUUUAUGCAUCGGGACACAAUUUCUCACGUUAUCGCGACAAAAACCGAUUUUAUAAUCACUGCAAGCGUCGAUGGACACCUGAAAUUCUGGAAAAAGAAGCAUUCCGAAGGAGUCGAGUUUGUCAAGCAUUUCCGUUGUCAUUUGAGUGAAUUCUCACAUAUUUGUGCAAAUAUAGACGGUACACUGCUAGCGACCGUCUGUGAAGCGGAUAAAUCCGUAAAAGUGUUCGAUAUCGAGAAUUUCGACAUGAUUAACAUGAUAAAGCUGGAUUUCCCGCCGAAAACUGCGAAUUGGGUACAUCAAAGCAACGAUCCGAUCGCACAUUUGGCUAUUGGAGCCGCGGAUUCUGGAAAAAUCAUUGUUGUCGAUGGCAAAGCAACGGCCGCUCCGAUUUGUAUCAAGGACAAGCUUCAUUCGACGCCAGUCAAGAUAAUUGAGUACAGUCAAAGUUUGGACAUAAUUGUGUCAAUCGACGAGUCGGGAAUGAUCGAAUGCUGGAACGGGGAACGUGGAGAUUUUCAGUUUCCCGAGACGAAACUCACCUGGGAAUACAAGCUAGAAACGGAUCUCUACGAUUUUGUAAAGGCGAAAACGAUUCCAGUAUGUGCGACUUUUGACCCGUCCGGCUUGAAGCUAGCCACGUUUGCCGAGGAUCGAAAAAUUCGAAUUUUCAAUGUAAAAACCGGAAAAUUGGCGCAACUGAUCGAUGAAACAACACAGAAAUAUCAUUGCGAAGCGAAAGAAAAUAAGAAUUACGGCCUACAACAUAUGGAAUGGAGUCGGCGUCUUGCAUCGGAAAAAGAAAUGGAUAAAGACAAGAAGAACUCGUUAAAAUACACGAAAAUCUGUUUUGAUCAAUCUGGAAAUUUCCUUCUCUACCCGACACCAAUUGGUGUGAAAGUGUUCAAUUUGGUGACAAAUGAGGUUUCCAGAACCAUUGGAAGGGAUGAAGCUAUUCGAUUUGUGGCUGUUUCACUCUGUAAUGCACUUCCAGACAUUCGGCAGAAGCUUCAGGGUGCUGCGAUCACGCUGGAAACGGCGGCCGCUGAUAAUCCGACGCUUAACCGGAAAACCGAUCCGGAUCCGUUGAUGGUCUGCUGUGCUCUGCGUAAAAAUCGAUUCUACCUAUUCACGAACACUGAGCCGUAUAACGUUGAAGACGAUGAAGGAAAUCCGUCAGUUUCCGGAAGAGAUGUGUUUAAUGAGAGGCCAAAGAAGGAGGAUCUACUGACAGCGUUGGAUACGGAAGGAGGUGAGAAAGUACUGAAUAAAGAAGCAAUAAUCCAUACAUCAUUCGGUGAUAUCACAAUUCGUCUUUUCGGUGAUGAAUGUCCAAAAACCGUUGAAAACUUCUGUACCCACUCACGUCGUGGAUAUUAUAAUGGGCUAACAUUCCAUCGAGUCAUCAAAUCAUUUAUGAUUCAAACUGGUGAUCCAUCUGGAAAAGGAACUGGUGGAGAAUCAAUUUGGGGUGAAGAUUUUGAAGAUGAAUUUCAUCCCAGACUUCGACACGAUAAACCUUUCAAAGUUUCAAUGGCAAAUGCUGGUGGUGGAAAUACGAAUGGAUCACAGUUUUUUAUUACUGUAUGCCCGGCUGAUUGGUUGGAUGGAAAGAAUACUCUUUUUGGAGAGGUAACAGCUGGAAUGAGUGUUGUUCAACGGAUCAAUCAAGUAUCGACAUUCGAAAGAAGUGGACGACCAAGAGAAUCAAUUCAGAUCAUGUCAAUUAGUUUGAAAUAAUUUAUUUCUUUAUUUUGCCGUUGUUUGAAAUCCUGUCUUAAAUUAUUUUUUUAAACAAUUUUUUCAAUUCAAUCUCUUUCUUUACUGUAAAAUUUUUAUUUUAUUUCUCAUUUUCUUAAUUUCCCAUAUCAAAUUACAAUUGAUAAGGCAUUGCAUAGUUAUGUCGACUUGGUGUUGCAUAAACGAGCAUUGUCC
This is a messenger RNA of Caenorhabditis elegans, 2096 nucleotides long. It is a transcript of the gene cyn-15, whose product is annotated as peptidylprolyl isomerase. Gene Ontology annotation, molecular function: isomerase activity; peptidyl-prolyl cis-trans isomerase activity. The transcript is spliced from 5 exons. Gene Ontology annotation, cellular component: nucleus. NCBI's taxonomy places the organism in Eukaryota, Metazoa, Nematoda, Chromadorea, Rhabditida, Rhabditidae. Gene Ontology annotation, biological process: protein folding. The record is from RefSeq and is marked reviewed. The coding region runs from base 12 to 1901 and encodes 629 amino acids.